This is a messenger RNA of Durio zibethinus, 1219 nucleotides long. RefSeq names its product P-loop containing nucleoside triphosphate hydrolases superfamily protein. NCBI's taxonomy places the organism in Eukaryota, Viridiplantae, Streptophyta, Magnoliopsida, Malvales, Malvaceae. Gene Ontology annotation, cellular component: cytoplasm. Gene Ontology annotation, molecular function: gluconokinase activity. The record is from RefSeq and is a predicted model, not a curated record.
UUAGAUUUUAAAAUUUGCUCAUUAUUUUCUUUCUCUUCUCUUUCUAGCCGCCUCUCUUUCCUCUCAACCUCGCCGCCGCCGGAGGCCCAUCAUCAUCCCCUCUUCCCUUUUCCUUUUUUUUUUUUUCAGUGUGUUCCCCCUCCUGCUCUAUAAUUGGACCCUAUUUGAAUAGUUUUGCAAGACCAAAUCCCAGAUUUUCUGGGAUCGCGAGUUGUGGUUGUGGUGGCUGGUAUGUCCGAGGAAAGGGGAUGACAAUGGGGCUGUUGACUUUGGUUGGUGAAUUUCAGUGAAGGAAGGAUCGUAUCUUAUCUUGGACUUAAUCAUGUCUUUUGAUCACAAAGGAAGAGUUAUUGUGAUUAUGGGUGUUAGUGGCUCUGGCAAAUCCACAAUAGGUGGUAUGUUUGCCAAAGUUUUGACCUGUAGCUUUCUCGAUGCUGAUGAUUUCCAUCCACUAUCAAACAAAGGAAAGAUGCGCCAAGGUAUUCCUCUCUCAGAGGAGGAUCGGAUUCCAUGGCUGGAAAUGCUACGGGAUGUUCUCAAAGAGAACUUAGUAGGUAGAAAAACUGUGAUACUUGGGUGUUCUGCUCUGCAAAAACAUUACAGAGAAAUUCUAAGAUCUGCUGAUGCUGCUUAUGUGCAUGGCAGCUAUGCCAGUAGAGUGCAGUUUGUUCUAUUGGAUGCUCAGGCCGAGGUUAUUGCUGGUCGGCUUGAGAAAAGAGCCGCAGAAGGGAAGCAUUUCAUGCCAGUAACACUUCUGCAAUCCCAACUAGACUUGCUUCACAUAGAUGACGCUGAGGGGAUAUUUAAGGUUGAUGCUACAUUGAGCCCUCAAGCCAUUGUAAGCACAAUACAAGCAUUGUUGUUCUCUGAACAACCCAUGGAUAAACAGUGCUUUUAGGAAUUCCCAAUGAAAUGUUCACAUCUUGACUUGCAUCACUGUGUUCUACCAAUGGAUCAAAACCAUUGUAAGUAAUUUGUUUUAACAACAAACCAUUGUAAUUUAUGUUGAAGAAAACCAUUUGAAAAAGGAGAUAAUUGGAUGCUCCCUAAUAAAGCUUUUUGCGGGUAAGUUCGUUAUAAAUAAAAAUUUCACGGCUUUCAAAUUAUGUAUUGAAAUUUGAGAAUCAAUUUCGACGUGGAUUAAUGGUACUGUUGAUUUAGGCUUUGAUUUGUUUUACGAAAAUUGACUUUGAAAUUAACAAUUUUUGUGAAUACUAUA